Messenger RNA from Penicillium chermesinum, 1047 nucleotides. RefSeq lists its product as uncharacterized. The record is from RefSeq and is a predicted model, not a curated record. NCBI's taxonomy places the organism in Eukaryota, Fungi, Ascomycota, Eurotiomycetes, Eurotiales, Aspergillaceae. The transcript has 2 exons. Bases 1 to 1047 code for a protein of 348 amino acids.
AUGCUGCUGCAAGAAGCAGAGAAGAUAGCCUCCUGGCAUCUUUGCCAUGCGUCCUGGGAUCGAAAUUCCCUCUCCAUCAUCGCAACACGACCGCCCCCCCCGACCAAGAACAUUCAGCCUGAAGUUGAAGUGAAGACGCUCUUCCAGUUUCCGAACAACGGGUCUUGGAUCGACAACGUCGUGCUUCGCUCAAACGGCAACUUGCUCUUUACUCUCCUCGACGCCCCGGAGGUCUGGUCUGUAGACCCUAAGACGGGGAAUGCCUCGGUCGCACACUCGUUCCCAAAUGCAACCAGCUGCUUUGGCAUCAGUGAGAUCGACGACGAUGUGUUCGCCGUCGUGGUGGGAAACUUCUCGACUAAGACCUACGCCCCAACUGCAGGCUCCUUCUCCGUUCAGAAGCUGGAUUUCAACAAGGCAGGGGCAGGCAAUGAGCGGGUCUCUGCUGGCCCGGCUGCCUCGGUGAUUGCGGCUGUCCCGGAGGCGCAAGCUCUCAACGGAAUGACCACCUUCACUAAGGAAUCGAACUUGGUGCUCAUCGCUGACAGCCCGAUAGGAGCUGUGUGGAAAGUUGAUAUCAAGUCGGGCGAAUACAAGGUCGCCUUGAACGAUACGGCGAUGACGCCAGCUGAGGGAGUGCCACUACCCUUGGGCGUCAAUGGGCUGAAGGUCUUGAACGGAUAUAUGUACUUUUCCAGCACGACGCGCAUGCAGUACGGACGAGUCAAACUCAAUGAUGACGGAACCGCCGCUGGCGACUUUGAGAUCAUUGCCAGUGGAUUCUUGCCCGAUAACCUCGACAUCGCGAAGGAUGGCACUGCCUACAUCGCCACCGACCCUCAGAACUCGGUGGUCCGAGUCACACCCUCCGGGCAAAUCUCCUUGGUGGCCGGUGGUCAACUCUCUACCAAGAUCCCGGGGGCUACGUCCUGUCGCUUGACGGACGAUGAAAAGACUCUUUACGUUGGGACCAGCGGCGGACAGGUGGCCCCGGUCUUGGGCACAUUCAUGGAGCCCGCGAAGAUCGUUCAGAUUACAUUCAAAUGA